Molecule: messenger RNA, 1146 nt
Organism: Symbiodinium sp. CCMP2456
Lineage: Eukaryota; Dinophyceae; Suessiales; Symbiodiniaceae
Source: the annotation of a GenBank genome assembly
GAGCCUAACAACGAGGCUGCUGAGGCUGUGCACUACUCGCGGUCCCGUCGCCUCCUUCGUCUGGUCGCUGUUGGAAGCAGCCUGGUCUUCGCCUGCUUAGUGCUCUAUGCGCUGACCUCCAACAGAAAGCACACGCGCGUCGGCAGCGUGACGUUCGAGGCCCGGGCAGAAGACGCUGGGCAGAGCCUCACUUCAGGGACCUCGCCUGCAGUGUCUUCCGAAGCAAUGCCGUCACCGCAGACUCCAGCGACCGCUGCUAGCACCACCUCCAGCACCACCAGCCCCCCACGGCCCGCCGGUGUCCUCUACGUCCUGCGCUCGGGGCACCAGAACUACAAGACCCGGAUUCCUGCAGUGAUGGGAACCUGGGGUCAGGAGGUGAACUCAACAGCGGAUGGUCUCAUCAUGAUUGGAGACGUCAGCUGGCCCAGCCACCGGCCCCCCAUCAUCCCUGCAGAGAUUUGUGGGAACGAUCACAGCAGGCAGCUCUGCUGCAAGACGGGGUAUGCCUUGAUGAUGGCGGCGAAGCACCUGGAGGAGUUUUCCUGGUUCUUCGUCGUCGACGACGACAUGUACGUAAACCUCGAGAACUCUCGGCAGGUGCUCUCGGCCUACGACCCCUCCAAGCUCAUCGCCCUCGGUAUCCCAGGUUGCGGAGGUGGUCUUUGUGCCGACAAGAAGGGCGGCUUCUGCGGCGGGGGUGGCUAUGCGAUGUCGCAAGCCAGCCUAAGGAAGUUGAUGGCGCCAUCCCCCGAGGCUUUUCACAAGGACCUCAUGAACAAUCUGGCAGUCGAGAAGAGUGGACAGGCCUGGGACGACAUCAGCAUCUCUUGCUCUCUGAAGCGCCAGGGCAUCGAGCUCCGACAGAUCCGGGGACUGCAUGGCUGGCGCCUUCCGGGCAAAGGGAAGCCCAUCAGUACGGAGUAUGAGCGCGCUAUCAAGUCGAGGGACCCCUUGCCGAUCACCUUCCACUACCUGACCAGCGACAUGAUGCAUGCGAUCCACGACCGGUUCCAGGCGAUGAAGCGAAGAAAGGGCCCGAGGCUCCUCUCCCGAAGGAGCUCUUUCGGGCAUCCCUACGACGCGCAGCUGCGGCAGUACCUCCUGAACAUGAGCCACGGGCACUUCGAUCCUUCGGCAUCCUGA